Molecule: messenger RNA, 4367 nt
Organism: Synchiropus splendidus (mandarinfish)
Lineage: Eukaryota; Metazoa; Chordata; Actinopteri; Syngnathiformes; Callionymidae
Gene: marchf1
Product: membrane-associated ring finger (C3HC4) 1
Exons: 11
Coding region: 543-2246 (567 amino acids)
Biological process (GO): immune response; protein polyubiquitination; antigen processing and presentation of peptide antigen via MHC class II
Cellular component (GO): cytoplasm; lysosome; early endosome membrane
Molecular function (GO): zinc ion binding; MHC protein binding; ubiquitin protein ligase activity
Source: RefSeq, a predicted model, not a curated record
CUAGAUUCAACCCUAAAAUGUCGUGUUUUCAGUGAAGAUAAAUGAAGUGGUGAAGCGCCGCCAUCUCUUUCAUACUUGGAAGUGUUUCUGAAGUCUUACCUGGCCUGGCCGAGGAGAUGGAGGUGACCGCAGCCAGCAGCAGGAGGAGCAGUCCAGAUGGUCCUCCAGGGGAAGCGUCCAGGAGAGGUUCCUCUCUUCAGUAUGUCCAGCCAGAGUGGGAUUGUCCUCAGGACUGAGAGCAAAGUGACAAAGCAGGAGGUCUGCCGAGGAGCCGGAGAAGGAGGGCCGAGGAGGUGAUGCGUGUUAUUGGGUAGCUGACUGUCGCCAUGACGACCUCCCUUCCAAGCGUCCUCAUCGCUGUGUACAUCAGUGACGUGGUCUGCCUCCAUCUUUAGACCACUUACCAGCGGAGGGAAAGAUUGAUUUUGGAAUACACAGCAUCGGUGGAGCGGCAGAAUGCAGCCUGGACAUCUGGUCAGCGAUCGGAGAUGCUGAGUCUAGAGGGAAUGCUGUGGAAGUAAGUCCAGAGUGCGAGCAGCGAAAUGCCUGUACAGCAGAUCACCGUGGUUCCUGUUAAAGAGACAGCUGGCAAGAGUUCCUCACGCUCCAAAGAAAAAAAUGAGGGGCACAGCAAAGCACCCGGACGCUCAGGGAGUCGGUCCAGUAACAUCUCCAAGGCGAGCAACUCCACAACAUCUCAAACAGCUUCCAGAACGUCUGUUGCUCCGUCCUCUCAGGAUAUAUGCAGUACGGUUCAGCUUCCAAGCUUAGAGGAAGAUGCCCCUGAAAUACAUGGUGAAGUCAAGAGCACUAAGGCGACUGCAGCAGCAGAAACAGCUCCGGCCUCCACCACUCAGACUCUGAAGAAGCAGGUGAAACGCAGACAUCGGCGGAAGCGAAGCGUCUGCACGCCCCUGGACUGUGUGGAGACGAACACCAAACCCGAACAGGACAGUCGAAGUGAGCGGAGUCAGAGCCUCAGUUCCGAGCGCAGUGAGAUCGUGGAGAAGCGGGAGCGGCCUUCCAAAAUCCGGAGGGAGCUCCCGCCUCGCCUGCGCUGCGCGGCUGGUCACGUCUCCGACUCCUCUUCUGAUGACACGUGCCAAGCGUCUCGCAGCUGGAGCAAAGAAAAGGCCCGGAGAGCCGGCCGCCGGCGCAGCAGCACCAAAGGCGCAGACGAGAUAACAGAGGUCAUGGAGCUGCAGUCAGUGGGCUCCGACGACGGGAAGGAGAACCAGCCGCUGGUGAAGGAUGAGGGCGGGCUGAAGAAGCGGCACAGCAGCAAGAGUUUGCUCAAGAGAACAGGCCACGCUUCACAGAAGGAAGACUCUCAGAGUCAAGACAAGGAGAAGAAAAGCAAGCGUGGCUCGUCUCGCAGCCUGUGCAGCAGCUCGUCCGCUGCAGCCGACGGCGAGGAGCUCAUCACCAAGACGUACCAGGAGAAGGGGACUGGAGGUGGAGACAUGUCGGUUCCUGUUCCGCAAGGACACUGUGUUGGGAACGGCGGCAUGACCCGCCUCUGCUCGGAUGACUCAGAGAUGGAAGUGUGUAGGAUCUGCCACUGUGAGGGGGACGACGAGUGCCCGUUGAUCAUGCCUUGUCGCUGCACCGGCAGCUUGAGUUUCGUGCACCAGGAUUGUCUGAACCAGUGGAUCAAGUCUUCGGAUACUCGCUGCUGUGAACUCUGCAAGUUUGACUUCAUAAUGGAGACCAAACUGAAGCCACUGCACAAGUGGGAGAAGCUACAAAUGACAACCAGCGAGAGGAGAAAGAUCUUUUGCUCGGUGAUGUUCCACCUGUUUGCGAUCGUGUGCGUGUUGUGGUCGAUCCUCAUUCUGUUCAGGAGAACCACUGAGGAAAUUAAACUAGGAAAGAACGAAAGUUUGUGGCGGGUUUCUCUCCUGAAGUACUACUCAGCUGAGGGGGUGCUGGAGUGGCCGUUCUGGACCAAGCUGAUCGUGGUGACCAUCGGUUUCGCCGGAGGCCUCAUCUUCAUGUACAUCCAGUGCAAGGUGUACCUGCAGCUCUGGCGCCGCCUAAAGGCCUUCAACCGCAUCAUCACGGUGCUCAACUGUCCGGAGAAGAACGUGCAGAACCCGGAACCUCGGCCCGGCAACAUGACCAACGGCAAGCUGGAGGCGCCUCAGGCCACCAACAGCUCGGCCCCCGCCGCCGCUCCAGAGACACACACGGACUCUGAUAUGUCGGUAGAGAGGGCGGUGGCACCGGUUCAGAGCCCGGUUUGACUGGAGUCCUGGUGCCACAUCUGAGAUUAGUGAUAUUUUUUUAUGUUUUUUUUCAGCUGCUGUUAAUGAGAAAAGGCUUGUGAAAGAAAGGAAGGAGAGAAAAGCUGCUAAGAGAAGAGAAGGUAGAUGAGGAUACUCUGAAGGUUAUGAAACGGUAAAUCCAUAAACCUUCACCUUUAACAUACUUCUAUCUGCAAAUCUGCCUCCUUAACCUUCGCCUGCGCGUAUUUGAUAUCCUUCACUAAAAUGUCUUAAAGGGCUGAUCAAUUCCUCAAAUUCAUCACUGAACAGUGCAGUUUAGGAUUGUACACGACUGAAGCGCCGUCCUCCAUCUGAACUCAUAACCGAUUUUCAUUCAAUAGACUUGGAUAUAAAUGAUAUAUUUUUACUUGAUAUAUACACAUAACUUUUUCAUGUAUUCUCUUUUAAACUGGAUGUCUGGAUGUUUUGCUUGACCUGUCUUCACUUGGUUCUGACUGUGACUUGCUCUCUUCCAAACACAAGUCUGCUGCUUAUCCUGAACCUGACUUGACCAUCUUAGCCAACACCUGCUGACUCAUAGAUGUUUUAAAACCACUUUAAUUCAGUUCCACGUCCAGCAGUGAUGUCCUAGCACACGCUCAUCCUGGUAUUUUACACUCGUGUUUUUCUAUUGUAACUGAGGGGUCAGCUGUUGUUUCACAUGAUAAAGUGUUAGAGUGACUGACUGCUACAGCUUCGACCACCCAGGUCCGUUCUUUAAAAGGAUUCAUUUGGAGUCGUAUCAUUCUCUAUAGUUUUUCAUUACUGUGUUGUUUACAGUUCAGUUGUAUCCAAUGGCACGUUCAGGCUGCAUUAUAAUAAAGGUAGAACCGCCGUCACAGUCCUGCUCCUGUCACGUUUCUUCUCUGAGGGAACAGCACAUCACACAGUCUGAUGGAUCCCUGCUGCCGAUUCAUUUUCUGCUUCAUUUUCAUUCAAGUUCAGUCGGUCAUCAGCACCGCCUCAUCCAUUUCCUCAUCCACAUCGUGGUCGUCAUCACCGCCGUCGCCUUUUGACUCCAGACCUUUGUUCGAAACCUUGCGGAGCUUUAUAUUGGGCAGCUUUUGAAGGUCGCCUGUCCACUCCCUGCCAAAAAAACAAAAUUAUGACAUGAUUCAUUGGCUUCACCACCAGGGGUCUAAACCUCAUACUGUUCAAUUUCAUGCCCAGUUUUGUCUAAUAUGAGGUGAUUAGAAAACUCUAGGAAAUUAACCUUCGAAACAGGUAGUUAGGAAUACUGGAGUACUGAAAAAUCAACCAAACGUUUCAGUCCCUCUUUAGGUGUGUAUUGGCGCCAUCUAGUGUCGUCUAGUAGUUGGCGACUUUAUAUGACAUCAACGCUAUACACUUACUUAGACUUUCUUUAUUGUCAUUGCACAAAAACAUAUCACUAUAUGAUGGCAACGAAAUUUAGGUCUGAGGCCUCCGGUUUCCAAAAACAAAACUAUACGUCCAAAAAUAAAUAAAUAGAUAGAUAAAUAAUAAUAAAAUAAUAAUAAUAAUAAUAGAUAAAUACUAGUCCAGAAGAUGUACAAAUAAACAGUAUUGCAGCUACUGUCUAACAUUCAGCAGCCUGACCAGUUCCUCUUCUCGCAAUAUAGUACACAUGAAAUUAUUUUGGACCUUAAACCCAUAGCAUUAGCAUGUAACAGAAGUCACAGUUGAGGAAGAAGACACGAUCACUUCAGCACCAGAAGAAGAGCCAUAUACAGUUGUCAUCAUUUUGGCCCUGUUCCACAAUGACUGAAACACAUUCAUAUAUAUCGAAUACUUCCCCUUCCCAUGGCACUUGACGUCUGGAAAGUAAACCCCAAAGAUAACCAAGGAACUACAACUCUUUAUUUCUCUGUUGACCGUGUGAGAGUAAAAACAUACUUUUUAGUCGAAUUAUCAUCAGGAUAUAAUGGAUAGUAAUAGUCCAUUAGGUCACAGGGUUUGAGAGUGUUUCACUGUAUUGUACUGGGUUUGCAUCGUUCACAUUCUCCUGUUUCCUGACCAAUACGGAUGGGCGAUAUGGACAAAAAAAGUUAUCGCGAUAAAUGUUAAUAAUAAUAAUAAUAAAUGUUGGCGAUAACGAUAAUUAUCAUGAUAAAUACAUUU